AUGAUAACUUUAAAUGCCAUUUUGUUAAUCUGCCCUAAUGCCAAGGUUUAUGACCCGUUAAGCCAGAGAUCUACCUUAAACACAGAUCUAAAAGGGCGAGGCGGUGUAUACCUCUGGUAUAAUAUGGAGACCUCAGAAUUCUACAUAGGUUCCUCCGCCAAUUUACCUCAACGUCUUCGUUCUUACUUUAAUGCCACGACUCUAAAGAGGAGUAAGGUCUCUCGUAUCUACAACGCUAUUUCUAAAUAUGGUCUAGGUACAUUCAAGUUGGUUAUCUUGGUAGACUUUACCGGUGAACCUACGGAACAUGUCCUGGCUCAGGAACAAUACUACAUUGACAUUUUUAACCCUACUUACAAUAUUUUAACCAAAGCGG
Messenger RNA from Acaulospora morrowiae, 376 nucleotides. The record is from the annotation of a GenBank genome assembly. Lineage: Eukaryota; Fungi; Glomeromycota; Glomeromycetes; Diversisporales; Acaulosporaceae.